This is a messenger RNA of Peniophora sp. CBMAI 1063, 546 nucleotides long. The record is from the annotation of a GenBank genome assembly. NCBI's taxonomy places the organism in Eukaryota, Fungi, Basidiomycota, Agaricomycetes, Russulales, Peniophoraceae.
AUGCCUCCUCCCAAAUCCAAAGGCGGCAAGAUGCUGUCGCUCAUCAACUGGAGGAUCAAAGUCACGAUCAACGACGGACGCGCACUCACCGGCCAAAUGCUUGCAUUCGACAAGCAUAUGAACCUUGUGCUGGCAGAAUGCGAGGAAUUCCGCCGCGUACGCCCGAAACGGAAGCAGGGCGAAACCGAACCUGCACCAGAGCAGGAGAUGAAGCGCACACUCGGCCUUGUUAUUCUUCGCGGAGAGGCGGUCGUGAGCUUGAGCGUCGAGGGUCCGCCGCCGGCACAGGAUGACGACAAGGCGAAGAGUGCUCUUCCCGCUGGUCCUGGUCGUGGUAUGCCCGCAGGUCGUGGAAUGGGUAUGGUGCCUCCCAUGGCUCCCCCAGGUAUGGCUGGCCGACCUCCCAUGCCUUUUGCGCCUCCCGGUAUGCCCGGUGCGCCACCUGGUUUCCGCCCUCCUCCUGGAUUUGCUCCCCCAGGAGGUUCUUUCCCCCCACCACCCGGCUUCGGUGGACCACCGCCUGGGUUCCAAGGACCACCGCAGUAG